Xenopus tropicalis (tropical clawed frog) is the source of this 4174-nucleotide messenger RNA. NCBI's taxonomy places the organism in Eukaryota, Metazoa, Chordata, Amphibia, Anura, Pipidae. The record is from RefSeq and is a predicted model, not a curated record.
AUCACCUGAUGCGCCGGAGUCACAUGACCCGCUAUGGUCCAUGUGAGCGCUCCCGCUCCGCUCACUUCCGGGUUCCUUAGCGCUGGGGAGUUUAGAGCCGGGAGUGAGCGGGACGUGUGUCCGGUACAGGCUGCGGGGAGGGGGCGCUGUCAGCGCUUCUGCAGUACCCGCAGCCGCCUACCAUGUUAUGUGCCCCCCUGCUGGAUGGAAGCAGCUCGAUCUUCAUGUGCAAACUCUGCAACCUCUUUUCCCCCAAUCAUUCCGAGCUGGUGCUGCACGUGUCCGACAAUCACACGGAGGAGGGCCUGACCGCCGGCGACAUCAUCAUCCCGCUGAGACCCCUCGCGGCUUCCAACAGGAGCGGUGACGAUUUAUCAGCGGUAAAAAGGAAAAGAGGGAGGCCCAAAGGUUCCACCAAGAAGUCCAUCGCAGAAGAGGAAAGCACAGAACAGAGCAGCAAUGCAUCCGGCGACCUCCUCCCGGAAACGGACGAGAAACCGGACCCUGUACCGGAGAACCUGGAAUGUCGCAAGUGCAGCAGAACCUUCUCCAAUGUCCGGCAGCUGAAAAAACACAUUUGCAUUAUUGUGUUGAACGAUGAUGAAGAUGUCACCUCAGGCAACGAUUUUGAAGGGAAAUUCAUCCAGCCGGAGUCAGACAAAGAAAGGGAAAGACAACCAAAGAGGUCCCGCGUUCAGAAAACGGACAAAUCCGCCCAGCCCAAGGAUUCGGAUAAAGCACAAGGCGUUCACCCGAUCGUCCGGGUCCUUCUAACUGCUCACGAGGCUAUCCCAGGAGCAACAAAAAUCAUCCCUAUAGAAGCAGAAACUCCCGAAGCCGAACCAGAAAUAAAUCCUCAGACUUCCGAGCAAGAGCAGGUGCAGCGCAAGGGUUACCAGGAAUACGCCAUUCAGCAGAUACCCACCGAGCUGGCAACCAAAGCCAACAGGGUAGGACCGACCCAGCUCAAGAUUUUCACUUGCGAGUACUGCAAUAAAGUCUUCAAGUUCAAGCACUCCUUGCAAGCUCACUUGAGGAUCCACACUAAGGAGAAACCAUACAAAUGCUCGCUGUGCAGCUACGCCAGUGCGAUCAAAGCCAACCUGAGCGUCCAUAUGAGGAAACACACGGGGGAGAAGUUCAGCUGCGAUCACUGCACCUUCAGCUGCCUGAGCAAGGGCCACCUCAAAGUCCACGUAGAGCGAGUCCACAAGAAGAUAAAGCAGCACUGCCGCUUCUGCAAGAAAAAGUACUCCGACGUGAAGAAUCUAAUCAAGCACAUCAAGGAAACGCAUGACCUGCUGGAUAAAAAGGUCCAGGAGACCUUCGACGAGCUGAGGUUGCUCACCAGGGAAGGGAAGCGCCAGCUUCUGUACGACUGUCACAUCUGUGAGCGCAAGUUCAAAAAUGAGCUGGAAAGGGACAGACACAUGCUGGUUCAUGGCGACGAGAGACCGUUCGCUUGCGAGCUGUGCGGUCACGGAGCCACCAAAUACCAGUCCCUCGAGCUGCACAUCCGCAAGCACCCGUUUGUGUACGUCUGCUCCUUCUGUUGUAAGAAAUUUGUCAGCACGGUGAGACUAAAAGCCCACAUCAAAGAGCGCCACUCGGACGCACAGGAGGCCUUGGUAUAUAAUGACUCCAUCAAUCAAAGCUUUUGUCUUCUGGAACCAGGCAGUGAUAUCCAGCCUGAAGCCCUCAGAGAUAUAGAAAAUCCUGCUAAACCAUUGACAUUAAAUGGGGACUUAUCAUUGGUUCCAGAAUUGCACAGCACUGGGCAAGAGAACACCAUACAGACUGAUGCCCUAGGGACAACAUCAGAAGGGCAACAGGAGUCCAUGGGUGCUUUCCAAGUAGCAGAGAAGGAGCCAGGAACCUGUUUACCUAUUUUAGAAAAUGGCGUUGACCCCAAAGCGGGGCCACUCUCCACCCUUGGGUCUGUAGAGAAUGAGAUUUCCUGCAAAGGUUUUGUGCCUCUCUCGUCUGAGAACGAGAAUAAUCAUUUCUCUUCUGAGCAUGAACCUGUUGAGGGUCUCCAUUCUGCACCAGCAACCAAUCAAGCUGCAGAUAAUAUUUUGGGUUCUGCAGUGUUGGAGGAAGGGGCUAGAAAUGUAUCUUCCAGAACUGAGCAGAGCACAGAAGUGGCAGAAGGAGGCCCAAACCCCACAACCGAGCCCUCUAGUCAUCUUCUUGCCUCGAAUCCACCACCCAGCAGCCCAGGGGAAACUGCCGCAUUUAUGGCCAUAUUGAAUGGCUUACAUAAGAGACAGCUGAGCACUGCCUUAAUGCAGAAGAUACGAAAGAUCUAUGGCGAACUGGAGUGUGAAUACUGCGGCAAGCUGUUCUGGUACCAAGUACACUACGACAUGCACGUACGGACUCACACGCGGGAGCAUUUGUACUACUGCUCACAGUGCAGCUACUCUUCCAUUACCAAAAACUGCCUGAAAAGGCACGUGAUCCAGAAACACAGCAGCUUGCUGCUAAAAUGCCCGUCGGAAGGCUGCAAUUACUCCAGCCCCGAUAAGUACAAGCUGCAGACGCACAUCAAAAUACACACGGAUCUGGAGAAGAAAACCUAUUCUUGCCCUUCCUGUGAGAAGUCUUUUUCGGAUGAUCGACUGAUAAAAUCCCAUAUAAAAACCAACCACCCUGAGGUUCCUUCGAGCCUAAUCUCAGAGGUUCUAGGCCGCAAAGUCCAAAUGAAAGGACUGAUAGGAAAACGUGCGGUGAAAUGUCCCUUUUGUGACUCGUAUUUCAUGAAAAAUGGCUCUGACCUGCAGCGGCACAUAUGGGCUCAUGAAGGGCUAAAACCAUUUAAAUGUUCGAUGUGCGACUACGCUACACGCAGCAAAAGUAACCUGAAGGCUCAUAUGAACCGGCACAGCACCGAGAAGACACAUUUGUGCGACAUGUGCGGCAAGAAGUUCAAAUCCAAAGGAACCCUUAAGAGCCAUAAGCUCCUUCAUACAUCCGAUGGCAAGCAGUUCAAGUGCACAGUCUGCGAGUUCACGGCUGUUCAAAAACGACAUCUUGUGCGUCACAUGGAACAACAUACCUCUUUUAAGCCAUUUGGCUGUGCCUUAUGUCACUAUUCCUGCAACAUACCUGGAUCCUUAAAGAGACAUUACAACAAAAAGCAUCCGGAUAAGCAGUGUGUGAACGCCGGGACGGGCGAGAUUUCCCAGGAAGCCGUGCUCCUCCAAGGGGGCAUGAAGUGUCCUGUGUGUAGCUUUGUGUAUGGAACGAAGUGGGAGUUCAAUAGACAUCUGAAGAACAAACAUGGCCUGAAGCUGGUGGAAAAUGAAGGAGACGCCAAAUGGGAGUCCCUUGACACGACGGAGGAAACGUGUACCCAGUACCUUCAUAUCGCUGACACAGAAACAGAUGUUCAGGGAACAGAGGCCGCGGUGGCAGCUCUCCAAGACCUUCGAUAUACCUCAGAUACCAGUGAUAAGCUUGACCCCACGGCUGUGAACAUUCUCCAGCAAAUCAUUGAGCUGGGCGCGGAACCCCACGACGCGGCUGCUGUCGCCUCCGUCGUUGCCAUGGCACCCGGAACCGUUACAGUGGUCGAACAGGUGACGGAAGAGGAGCGCACAACCAAUCACGCCGUCAUGAUCCAGGAGGCCUUGCAGCAAGCGUCCGUGGGCCUCGGCGAGCAGCAUCACUUGGUCGUUUCGGCAGAUGACGUCGAGGGGAUCGAGACUGUUACAGUUUAUACUCAAGGGGAAGAGGCCUCGGAGUUUAUCGUUUACGUACAGGAGGCCAUGCAGCCCGUGGGAGAUGGAACCAUGGAACACAUCUUGCAGGAGAUCUGAAGAACCUCCCCUAACCGUAAUGACCGACAUUUGUUACAAAUUUUGUAUAUUUCCUUGUAAAGUCCCCUUUUUUUAAAGAAAAAAAUGAAUUGAGUAAAUACUAUUGCCAUGUAACGAGACUGCCCUAGAAGGACACUUUUCAUUCAAAAUGUCCUUAUUUCCAGCAAUAAAUGCAGAAAACAUUUUAUUUAGCUCAGGAUUAUUCUUUAUUCACAUUAACUGCCACCUGUCUCCCCACUGCCGACCAACCAAUCAAACAUUCAUCUUUUAGUGCCAGGUCACAUGACGUUGUUCUCCUAUAAAUAUGAAAAUAAAGCAGUUCAGCUUUGUGAUCAGGGCUGGAAGUUACUCAA